Messenger RNA from Chilo suppressalis (striped riceborer), 1073 nucleotides. NCBI's taxonomy places the organism in Eukaryota, Metazoa, Arthropoda, Insecta, Lepidoptera, Crambidae. The record is from the annotation of a GenBank genome assembly.
AAUUAACCAAAAAAAAAAAAAAAGGCGAAAGGCAAAUUAAACAAACCAUUUGAAGAAGUUAGGAUGAAGUAAAUAAUUAACUUAUGAGCAUUUUCAUCUUACUUUGAAUAGAAGAAAUUAUUAUUUUCAACGCAUACAAUGAAUAGUAUUAAUUAUGGCAAGGCUUUGGAAUAUUGGGCUGAUGUUCCUCCUACAGUGGAUGGAGUGCUUGGUGGUUUCGGAUUCAUAUCAGAUCUAGAUAUUAAUGGAUCGAAAAUAUUCCUUGAAUCCCUCUUUUCAUCAGAAAGUGGCCCUGGUUGCACGUUAGCGUUAGAUUGUGGUGCGGGCAUAGGAAGAAUAAGUAAGCAUUUGCUAUUAGAGCAUUUCGAAACUGUUGAUAUUGUAGAACCCGACUUAAAAUUUAUCAAUUCAAUUAGAGAAUUUGUUGGUGAAGGAAAUUCAAAGAUAUGUCAACUUUACAAUGUUAGUUUACAAGAAUUUAAACCUGAAAGAAAAUAUGAUGUAAUAUGGAAUCAAUGGGUGCUAGGGUACCUAACUGAUGGAGAUUUAGUGUCUUAUCUAAUAAGAUGCAGCAUCACAUCUCUGGACACAAAAAAUAUGCUCCAGACACUUACUGUAAACCCCUUCCAGACAUACCCAAGACACUCAAAAACAGGAUCAAUCUGGGGAAACCUGGAUAAAUCUGGUGAAACCUGGAUAGAGCCCUACAUAGGAGAUGCCCUUACUGACAAUGGAGUCAUUAUUGUUAAGGAAAAUGUAACAUCUACAGGUAAAGCAGAGAAGGAUGAAACUGAUUCUUCAAUAACGCGAUCUUUAAAACAGUUCACUAAAAUUUUUAAAAGUGCCAAUUUAAAAAGAAUUAAGCAAAGUAAGCAAACAAAUUUUCCUAGUGGCAUCUACCCAGUGUACAUGUUUGCUCUUGUACCAAUAAAAAGUAUUGCAGUAGAAGUGUAAGUCAGAAAUAAAUCAUUUUAUUAGAAAAUGUGUGUUAUUAUUAGGGCUGCCAUCGCUAAAAUGUGGCAACCAGGAUCAGAGGCGUGAUAACCCCGGAUUUUGGAGCCCAGAACCCGGAC